AACACUCUUAUUAGUGAAGAAGAAUCGGUGUGGUGUGGUGUGGUAGCAAAUCGAGCAAUGGGAGGAGUUUUGCUUGGCAUGCCGGGGCCAUGGGCUGAAGAUUAUCACGAAGCAUCUGAUCCUUAUACAACUAAAAUUGGAGGACUCCCUGACUGGCCCCUUCCCAUUAAUGCCGAAUUGCUACGCUGUGCUGCCUGUGCCUCUAGGCUCUGCCUUGUUGCACAGGUUCAUGCUCCUACCUCUCAACAACGCAUUCUUUUCAUCCUCGGUUGUGUUGCGCCCAAAUGCCGAACCAGCUGGCGAGUUCUUCGCGUUCAGAAGAUUGGUGACGUUGACAAUUCUCAACAGAAACAAGUCUCUGAGACUGCCUCGUCCGGUGAGGUUCGAAAUAGUGAUGAUGAUGAUGAAGGUGACAUGGAUUUUGAAGAACUAGGCAGGGCACUCUUUGAAGCUGGGACUUUGGCUUCUAAGACUAAAAGCAAAAAACGGCGGAGAAGGCGCCGAGACAAACUCCCUGCUGCAUGUUCUCCGUAUCCAAGAGUUACAACAGUAGUUGAUAAUGAUAUGCCAGUGGCGCCUUGCUUUUAUAUAUACACACAGGAAGAACAGUCUUCAGGGCCUCUUAGUUCUGUAUGUUUGAAGUACUCAUCACUUUCUAUUAAGAAGGAUGAAAUUGAUGUUGAGGAUCAUUCACAAGCAGAAGAAACUUGGGAAAAGGAACAUUAUGAAUAUGAUAAAGCUUUGACUGCUGAUAGAACAUACCUCAAGUUCAAGAAAAGAUUGGAUGCAUAUCCUGAGCAGUGUUUCAGAUACUCAUAUGGUGGGAAGCCAAUUUUAGCUGCAGCUGGUGAAAUAAACCCUGGCAGCUGCAGGCUUUGUGGCAAACCAAGGCAAUUUGAGAUGCAGCUAAUGUCUCCAUUAAUAUACUUUCUGCGUGAAGCACUUGAUGAUGACCAAAGACAGAUGUUGGAAAACUGGGAUUGGAUGACCCUUAUCGUAUACACUUGUUCUGAGAGUUGCAAUGAAGAGAUGGAGCAAGCAAAGUCCAAUAGUAAUGGCUGGAUUGUAGUUGAGGAGGCAAUUGUAGCUCAAUAUGAGGAAUCCAUGCCCAUUCCGCUUGGCUAUUUCUCAUGAUCAUUGGCGUUGCUGUAAAGAGUACAAUACAUUUCAUGCAUAGAGUUCGCUUGAGAAGUUUGAGGACACAACAGCACAUAAGUUUGAAGGUAUUGAGAAAUUUUAACUUAAAGAAAAGGUAUUGGAAUUGUAUUCUACAAUGAAGAUUUGGUGAGGUGAGUUUUUGUCUGGUGUGCUGGUGAGUUUUUGACCUUCUGACCCGAUUACCCAGCUCUUGGCUCGAGCUGUUGAGCAACAAGAUGGAUGCUGCAUCUACUUUCUUCCCAGGUCUUUCUAAUUGUUUAACAACCAGAUAAAGAAGUUUCACUCAUGAGUCAUAUGCUAAUGGCUGGUCAAGCACUCAUCCAUGAUUACAUCAUCAUGAAUGUCUCAAUUCUUCAUGAAAUACCCAUCCAUCCAUCCAUGAUAGAUUUUCCGUUUUUUAAGAAGCAAUUCAUAUUUAUUGCAGAUAAGUGAUUCUUAUUUGAGUUUGUUGCAGAUAAGUACACAAUUUGAUCUCUGAAAGAUAAUCUUCAUGUGUUUUUAAUUCCUGACAUAUUAUGUUGGUCUUCAAAAAUGCUAAUAAAAGUGCUCACAU
Molecule: messenger RNA, 1711 nt
Organism: Gastrolobium bilobum
Lineage: Eukaryota; Viridiplantae; Streptophyta; Magnoliopsida; Fabales; Fabaceae
Exons: 5
Coding region: 58-1134 (358 amino acids)
Cellular component (GO): cytoplasm
Source: RefSeq, a predicted model, not a curated record